This is a messenger RNA of Prunus armeniaca (apricot), 1257 nucleotides long. NCBI's taxonomy places the organism in Eukaryota, Viridiplantae, Streptophyta, Magnoliopsida, Rosales, Rosaceae. The record is from the annotation of a GenBank genome assembly.
AUGAAAUUCACUCGUACCGUCGAGUUUGUUUAUAAGGGAAAUCCAACCCAAUGUAUUUCGAAAUCCUGGAUUCGUCCCUGGCAGUAUGAUGAAGAUGUAGUAGAUAUAUGUGCAUUAGUUCCAGAAUUUAAGGAGAUUGAGAUAUAUCUAGAGCAUUUAGACUAUAACGUUGAAGACUUCCUUAAAAAAAUACAUGAUGAACAUCCCCUGGCAAUUAUACCAAGUGGAAGCAAAGAUGAAGUUGACAUUGAGGUCGAGAAUGGCUGUGACACUAGGGUUGAGACUGGAAAUAUGACUCAAAAUAAAGAGGCAUUGGUAAAGGAGAGGAGAAGAAUUGGGAAAGAAAAGGCAGUUGUAACAGAACCAUAUGAUUCCUGUGAUGGUUAUUCUUCUAACGACUCUAGAUUGGUAAAUAUUGGGUAUGUAAUGUAUAAGAAUGAUGAUAUUUACCUAAAUACCUUAGUUGGAGAUGAUUGGCUAGGUAGUAUUUCAGUUACAAAUACACAAGGCCAGGUUGCACAUGAAUUUGCAACUAAGGCCAUAACUGAAGCUACAAAUAGGCCUGAACUACCUGCAAAUGGGCUUGAAGAAGAUACAAAUGGGCCUGGACAAGAUGAGCCUGAUCAAGGUGCAAAUGGUCAUCCUCAAGAUGGACCUGGGCCUGAGAAAGGUGGAAAUAUGCUUAAGAAUGGUGUCACUGGGUCUGAUCAAGGAAGAAUUAUGUUUUGCUUUUAUGUUUUUUUAAAUGAUUUAAAGAAAGAUAUUGAAGAAGGUGACCAUAUGAAUGUUGAGUUGUUGGGCUGCAUCAAAUGGGGAAGAAGAGAAGCAAUUAAAGCACCUUGCUUGAAACAUGGGAAAGAUAUAUAUUUUAAGAGGAAUGAGAUAUACAAACUGAAGGUUUACUGUAAGAAAGACCCAUGCCCAUGGCAUAUAUAUGUAUCUGCUAAGAGUUCUGUGGAUAAGACCUUGGUUGUGAAGAUUUACAACCCCAACCAUAAUUGUAGUAGGGUUUGGAAGAAUAAACAAGCCAUUACCAAAUGGAUAACUGACACUUUCAUUGAUAGGGUUCAAUCCAAUCCUCAAAUUCCACCAAAAUCACUUCUAAAUGUUGAUGAUAAUGAAUGGAUUGUUGGUGUUUCACACAUAAAGCGCUAUAGAGCCAAAAGAGCUGCUCUUCAAUUGAUAGAAAGGAUUAUGGCUUCAAAAUAUAGCAGGUUGUGGGACUAUUGUGAAGAAGUGAAGAGAACUAAUCUGUGA